AUGCAUCAUAUUGUUCCUGAUGAUCAUUUUGAAGCGGAUCAAGAAGAUUACUUAUUUCAAGACUUGCCUAAGAAAUCAACAAUGGGAGGAAAUGAAGAUGUUAUGGAGCUAUUAUGGCAUAAUGGUCAAGUAGUGAUCCAAAACCAAAGAUCACCAUCAAAUGUUGCAACUAAGAAGACCGAAACAAUUACUGGACCGUCUCAUGUUUUUAUGCAAGAAGAUGAAAUGGCAUCUUGGCUUCAUUACCCUAGUGAUGAAAAUUCGUUGGAGAAUUAUUUAUACAAUAACGAUCUUUUGUAUCCUACGCCACCUGUCAAUCCGAUACCGUUACUGUCACCACCACCACCCUCAAAGAUAAUUGCAUCUUCUGAUUCGCCUGUUUACAAGCGGUCAGAAGUGGAAUUGGGACAACCAAAAUAUACAAACUUUUUACAUUUUGGCAGACCUAAUAAAAUUACCAGGACCAGAAGUGGUCCUGGAUCACUAACUCUGCCAGCUAAUAAUAGUAAGAUAACGCCGACUUUGGCUAUCAAUGGUGUCGCGUCUAACACGGUACCAGUGCUAGAGUCUAAAGCUUCACGUGUGUCAGAUAAAGAAACAUAUGUUUCUGUCGAAUGUGGUGGAAGUGUGAGUGUUAUUGGCGUAGCAGGUGCGUCAUCAACAGGAAAGGAGAUGGUAACACGUGAGAUGAGCGUGACAUCGUCUCAUGGUACCGGUUGCUCGGGAGAAAACGCAGGUAUCGAACCGUCGACUCAGAAGCCACCGCCACCGACACCGACUGAUGACCAAAAACGCAAAAGACAAGGCACCGAUGACAAUGAAUGUCAUUGUGAGGACGUCGAGUUUGAGGCAAAGUGCAAAUCGCAUGGUGGAUCAACCUCUACAAGAAGGUCUCGUGCUGCGGAGGUUCACAAUCUAUCAGAAAGGAGACGCCGAGAUAAGAUUAAUGAAAAAAUGAAGGCAUUGCAAGAACUAAUACCUCGCUGUAAUAAGUCUGACAAAGCUUCAAUGUUGGAUGAGGCAAUCGAGUACUUGAAAUCGCUUCAAAUGCAAGUUCAGAUGAUAUCAAUGGGAUGCAGCAUGGUUCCUAUGAUGUACCCAGGUGUGCCAAUGGCUAUGGGAAUGGGAAUAGGUAUGGGUAUGGGCAUGGAUAUGGGGAUUAACCGACCCAUAGUUCCUUAUCCCGCCAUUCUACCAGCCUCAUCAAUGCCCAAUCCAGCUGCAGUAGCAGCAGCUCAUGUUGGUCAACAUUUUCCAGUUCCAGGAUAUAGCAUUUCCCCAAUGCCUGUUGCGGGUCCUGCAGUAAGUCAAGCAGCUAAUGUUGCGGCUCCAAUCAUGAGUUCAUUUCCUCCACAUAGUCAAAACCAACCACGAGUUCCCAAUUUCACGGAUCCUUUUCAACAAUACCAUGCUGUUCAGCAGACACAAGAACAACUUCCUCAGUGUCAAGGAAUAGGAGGCAUGCCUCCGAUUGCAAUUAAGCCAAGCAUCAUCAGCAGCAAAGAUGCUACCAACCUUGAUCAUCACCAAACCGAUAAGCCAAGUCCCUGGAUCUUCAUUAUUACAGGGAGGAUGUUUAACAAACCAGGCUUUUCAGCCCCCACUAAUUUUGUAGCGUAAGAGGGACAUGAGACUCCAAAUUUUGUCAAAUGUCAACAAACCGGCUUUGCUUCACUUGUAACAUGUAUAGGCAGAUAAAUUAGUAUUCUUUGAUUUUAUUUGCUCUCUCAUUUUACAAGAUAUGUAUCACUACUAGGCAACAAUCUUCAAAUAGAUUACUUAUACCCGUUGUAUAGAGUAGACGAGUAGUAGUAGUAUACGUGCUGGAUUGACAUUCGUUUUUUAC
This is a messenger RNA of Erigeron canadensis, 1846 nucleotides long. Its product is annotated as transcription factor PIF1-like. Gene Ontology annotation, cellular component: nucleus. Gene Ontology annotation, molecular function: protein dimerization activity. The record is from RefSeq and is a predicted model, not a curated record. NCBI's taxonomy places the organism in Eukaryota, Viridiplantae, Streptophyta, Magnoliopsida, Asterales, Asteraceae. The transcript is spliced from 8 exons. The coding region runs from base 1 to 1620 and encodes 539 amino acids.